Messenger RNA from Piliocolobus tephrosceles (Ugandan red Colobus), 2338 nucleotides. RefSeq names its product sodium voltage-gated channel beta subunit 2 (gene SCN2B). Lineage: Eukaryota; Metazoa; Chordata; Mammalia; Primates; Cercopithecidae. The coding region runs from base 292 to 939 and encodes 215 amino acids. The record is from RefSeq and is a predicted model, not a curated record. The transcript is spliced from 4 exons. Gene Ontology annotation, cellular component: plasma membrane; voltage-gated sodium channel complex. Gene Ontology annotation, molecular function: sodium channel regulator activity. Gene Ontology annotation, biological process: cardiac muscle cell action potential involved in contraction; membrane depolarization during cardiac muscle cell action potential; regulation of sodium ion transmembrane transporter activity.
UCCCACCUGCUUUUUGAAAUCCACCAACCACAAUAUUUACCCCAUCCCCCUUUUCUCUCCCCCCAUCUCUCUCUCUCUCCUUUACACGCUCCCUCUCUCUCUCUUUUUAGCAGCAACAUACAAGCCGGCCAUAUUAGAGAGAUGGAAAUAAAGCUUCCUUAAUGUUGUAUAUGUCUUUGAAGUACAUCCGUGCAUUUUUUUUUAGCAUCCAACCAUUCCUCCCCUGUAGUCCUCGCCCCCUCAAAUCACCCUCUCCCAUAGCCCACCCGACUAACAUCUCAGUCUCUGAAAAUGCACAGAGAUGCCUGGCUACCUCGCCCUGCCUUCAGUCUCACGGGGCUCAGUCUCUUUUUCUCUUUGGUGCCGCCAGGACGGAGCAUGGAGGUCACAGUACCUGCCACCCUCAAUGUCCUCAAUGGCUCUGACGCCCGCCUGCCCUGCACCUUCAACUCCUGCUACACAGUGAACCACAAACAGUUCUCCCUGAACUGGACUUACCAGGGUUGCAACAACUGCUCCGAGGAGAUGUUCCUCCAGUUCCGCAUGAAGAUCAUUAACCUGAAGCUGGAGCGGUUUCAAGACCGCGUGGAGUUCUCGGGGAACCCCAGCAAGUACGAUGUGUCCGUGAUGCUGAGAAAUGUGCAGCCUGAAGACGAGGGGAUUUACAACUGCUACAUCAUGAACCCCCCCGACCGCCACCGGGGCCAUGGCAAGAUCCAUCUGCAGGUCAUCAUGGAAGAGCCCCCUGAGCGGGACUCCACGGUGGCCGUGAUUGUGGGUGCCUCCGUCGGGGGCUUCCUGGCUGUGGUCAUCUUGGUGCUGAUGGUGGUCAAGUGUGUGAGGAGAAAAAAAGAGCAGAAGCUGAGCACAGAUGACCUGAAGACCGAGGAGGAGGGCAAGACGGACGGCGAGGGCAACCCGGAUGAUGGCACCAAGUAGUGGGUGGCCGGCCCUGCAGCCUCCUGUGUCCCGUCUCCUCCCCUCUCUGCCCUGUACAGUGACCCUGCCUGCCCGCUCUUGGUGUGCUUCCCGUGACCUAGGACCCCAGGGCCCACCUGGGGCCUCCUGAACCCUUCACUUCGUAUCUCCCGCCCUGCACCAAGAGUGACCCACUGUCUUCCAUCUGAGAAACCUGCCAUGCUCUGGGACAUGUGGGCCCUGGGGAGAGGAGAGAAAGGGCUCCCACCUGCCAGUCCCUGGGGGAGGCAGGAGGUACGUGUGAGGGUCCCCAGAGAGAAGGGAGUGGGUGGGCAGGGGUGGAGGAGGAGGCCGCUGUCCACCUGCCCAGUGCUUGGCCUGGCAGUGGCUUCAGAGAGGACCUGGUUGGGAGGGAGGGCUUUCCUGUGCUGACAGAGCUCCCUCAGGAGGGCUUGGCCCGGCAUGGCCGUGCUCUUCCCCUGCUCCCAGCCCAGAGCAGCCGUCAGGCUGGAGGUGACGAUGAGUUCCUGAAACUUGGAGGGGCAUGUUAAAGGGAUGACUGUGCAUUCCAGGGCACUGAAGGAAAGCCAGGGCUGCAGGCAAAGCUGGACAUGUGCCUGGCCCGGGAGGCUGUGUCGGGCCCUCGUUUCCAUUGCUAGUGGCCUCCUUGGGGCUCCCGUUGGCUCCUAAUCCCUUGGGACUGUGGAUGAAGCCAGACUGGAAGAGCAGCUCCAGGUAGGGGCCAGGUUCCACAGAGGGCACCCACCAACAGAGGCCAGUUUCAAAGUCAGCUGAGGGGCUGAGGGGUGGGCCCCAUGGUGAAUGCAGGUUGCUGCAGGCUCUGACUUCUCCCUGGGAUAACCACCCUCACCUGGGCAGGGGCAGCCAAGGCUGGGAAAUGAGGAGGCCAUGCGCAGGCUGGGGCAGCUUUCUUUGGGGCUUCAGUGAGAACUCUCCCAGUUGCCCGCGGUGGGAUUUCCACCUGGCUUGUAGCUGCAGAGAGGGAAGGGAAAGUCUGAGGCCGGCAUGAGGGGAGGCCUUGGAACCUGAGUCCCCAGUGGCAGCCCUGUCCCAUCUGUGGCCACGCUACUCGCUCCUCUCCCAACAACUCCCUUCAUAGGGGCAAAAAUGGCAAUUGUAGGCCGGGCACGGUGGCUCACGCCUGUAAUCCCAGCACUUCGGGAGGCCGAGGCGAGUGGAUCACCUGAGGUCAGGAGUUCAAGACCAGCCUGGCCAACAUGGUAAAAUCCCAUCUCUACUAAAAACACAAAAAUUAGCUGGGCAUGGUGGCGUGUGCCUGUAAUCCCAGCUACUUGGGAGGCUGAGGCAGGAGAAUCGCUUGAGCCUGGGAAGCGGAGGUUGCAGUGAACUGAGAUUACACUACUGCACUCCAGCCUGGGUGACAGAGCUAGACUGCCUC